Paramecium sonneborni is the source of this 1497-nucleotide messenger RNA. Lineage: Eukaryota; Ciliophora; Oligohymenophorea; Peniculida; Parameciidae. The record is from the annotation of a GenBank genome assembly.
AUGUAUUCAAACAAUUUCAAAUCUCGGUUAAACAACUCUGCAUUUAAGGAUAAGCUUGUCUCUUCUAGAGAUUGCUAAAAUGCCUAACCAAAAUCAUAAUAGAAACAAAUCCUAAAGAAAUUCUACUAAACUUAAAAUCUUAGUAAAUUAAUCAAUCAAGGUUAAAAGAAAUUCUCCAUGAAUACAUAAGCACCCUCAAUGAAUAUUUUUCUUAAUAAUACACCAAGGCAUGCUACUCCAUAACUUAAUAAAAUUAAUUAAGAAGUAUCUCUUAUUAAAUUAACUCUAGUAUUAUUUUGCUAAACAAACAAAAUUAUAAACUACUCUACACUUAUCUGAACAAAUAAGCAAAACGCUUUAAUCAGUGUUUAAUAAAUCAAAUCAUAAUUUUAAUCAAGAAAAUUCCAAAAAAAAUACAUGCAAAACCAACACAGAUAGAAAAUAUAAUGUAAAUUCCUUAGAUUCCACUAAAUUAAUUCAAAAAUUAAAAACAGAAAUUCAAGAAUUCAAAGUAACUACAGAUAAAAUUGACAAUUAAAUAAAUUCUUCUAAACUUUUUAGUUUAGAUGAUUUUGUCUCUUAAGUGACAACACCAAAUCUUUCAAAAUCUAAGUGUUUGAUAUUACCUUUCAAAUAAACUAAGUCAUUAUCUCCUACCAAUAGAGUAUUAUCUUUAAAAAAAAACAGUAUUUCUUGUGCAUAUUUUAGAAAACAUAUAUUAUGUUUCAGCAAUGUUUGAAUCAAUAAGGAAUUAAAAUGAUCUAAUGAGUUCAAUAUUUUAUGAUCAUGCAAUCUAAACUUACAGCAGUAUAGACUUCUGUUUGAGGUAAUCAGAAAAAGAUUUACGUCAAAUAUAAGAAAAAAUGAUAAAAUGGCCUAAACAAAAUAUAAAAUGUAAAAUCAUCUUAGAUUAAAGUUAAUAAAACAAUAGUGUUUGAUUUAGAUGAGACAUUAAUACACUGUAAUGAGGAUAACACAAUAAAAUCAGAAAUUUUAUUACCAAUAACUUUUCCUUCGGGAGAAAUUGUACAAGCAGGAAUAAAUGUACGUCCAUGGGCAAAAGAAAUUAUAAUAAAAUUAUCAGAAGUUUGUGAAGUUGUAAUAUUUACAGCAUCACAUAAAUGUUAUGCAUCUUAGGUUAUUGAGUUUUUAGAUAAAAAUAAAGUAGUAUCUGCAACAUUAUUCAGAGAUUAGUGCAUAGUCACAAGCGAAGGAGUAUAUAUUAAAGAUCUCAGGAUAUUAGGAAGGGAUAUGAAAGAUGUAGUUUUGAUAGAUAAUGCUGCCUACAGUUUUGGUGUCCACAUUGAAAAUGGAAUACCUAUUAUACCUUACUACGAUAAUAAAGCUGAUAAAGAAUUAAGAUAAUUGUAUGAUUUUCUGAUCACUAAUGUUCUUCCUUCAUUUGAUUGUAGAAAAGUCUUACAAAAAACGUUUAGAUUAAGGGAAUUUGUAAAUUUCAUUAGUCCAAAAAUCGCUAUUGAAAAACUAUAUCGUUGA